AAACGCACAAGUGAUCAUAACAAAUAAACUAAAAAAAAACGACAUUGCGAAUAAAAAAUUUUAUAAAUUUCAUUAAGAAUACUAAAGCAAAAACAAAAUGUGGACAGAAUUUCUAAUACUGGUAUCGGUGGCCUUGUAUUUGUUCUAUCGUUGGGCCACUGCCUACAAGGAUUUCUUUAGGGAUCGUGGCCUACCGUAUUGCAAACCUGUGCCAAUGGUUGGCAAUUUUUGGGAAAUGAUUUUGCGUCGCAAAUCUAUGUUCGACAUUGUGAUUGAUUUAUACAAUAAAAGUGAUAGCAAGGUUUACGGUGUAUUUGACCAACGUCAGCCCCUUCUCUUGAUACGUGAUCCCGAAUUAGUGAAGCAGAUAGCCAUCAAGGAUUUUGAUCAUUUUGUCAAUCAUCGUUCAUUGUUCGAUGAGACUGAUACUAAAGAUCUGUUUGGCGCUUCAUUGUUUAUGAUGAAGGAUAAUCGAUGGAAGGACAUGCGCAGCACUUUAAGUCCAGCCUUUACAGGCAGCAAGAUGCGUUCCAUGUUUCAGUUAAUGAAUGAAGUGGCCCAACACACUUUGGCUCAUGUAAAGAAACAACCGGCCGUUUUCACACCAGAAGGCUUGGAGCUGCAAGUCAAGGACUUUAUAACACGUUUUACCAAUGACAUCAUAGCAUCUACCGCCUUUGGCUUGCAGGUGAAUUCAUAUGACAAUAUGGACAAUGAAUUCUAUCGCAUGGGAAAGAAGGUGACACAGUUUUCGUUUAAACAAAAUAUAAAAUUCAUGUUAUUUGCCAAUUUCAAGAAAAUAAUGAAGAUCUUGGACAUUAAAUUGUUCGACAAAGCAUCUACAGAAUAUUUCAUGAGAUUGGUUUUGGAUGCCAUGAAAUAUCGCCAGCAACACAAUGUCCAUAGACCCGAUAUGAUUCAUAUGCUGAUGGAAUCUCGCGGCAUGUUUAAGGAUCAAGAACACCUCAAGACCACAAAUCGCGAAUGGAGUGAUGUUGAUAUUGUGGGUCAAUGUUUCCUUUUCUUCUUUGCCGGUUUUGAGACCUCUGCUGCCCUGACUUGUCUCACCACCCAUGAAUUGAUGGAAAAUCCUGAUGUGCAGGAGAAACUUUUAGAGGAAAUCCAAGAUGUUGAGCAACAGCUGGAGGGUAAGACGCUUACCUAUGAUGCCAUUAUGGGUAUGCGUUACCUGGAUAUGGUGGUGCAAGAGUGUUUAAGAAAAUGGCCAGGAGCCAUAGCCACAGAUCGUGUGUGCACCAAGGAUAUCACCUAUAAUUUGGAUGAUGGCACUAAAUUGGACAUCAAGAAAGGCGAAUGUGUGUGGAUACCCAUUGUUGGUUUCCAUCGUGAUCCCAAGUAUUAUGAGAAUCCCAUGAAAUUUGAUCCGGAGAGAUUUAGUGAAGAGAAUAAGGAUAGAAUACCUCCCUUUGCUUAUAUGCCAUUCGGUGUGGGUCCCAGAAAUUGCAUUGGUUCUCGUUUUGCUUUGUUGGAGACAAAAGUGAUGAUCUAUUAUUUGCUGCGUGAAUUUAAGUUUACCCCGGCCAAGCAGAGUUGCAUACCACUGAAGCUAAAUCCUGCCAGUUUUCAGUUAGCACCCAAAGAUGGUUUUUGGGUUAAUUUUAUCAGCAGAGUCCCAGCAUCGUAAAAGCAAUAAUAUUUUUAAAGAAUUAUUUGUGUAUUGGUUGGAUUUAUUAAAAAAAAAUUAUAGUUCCAUA
This is a messenger RNA of Stomoxys calcitrans (stable fly), 1715 nucleotides long. RefSeq names its product probable cytochrome P450 9f2 (gene Cyp9f2). Bases 98 to 1645 code for a protein of 515 amino acids. The record is from RefSeq and is a predicted model, not a curated record. The transcript has 4 exons. Gene Ontology annotation, molecular function: heme binding; iron ion binding; oxidoreductase activity, acting on paired donors, with incorporation or reduction of molecular oxygen. NCBI's taxonomy places the organism in Eukaryota, Metazoa, Arthropoda, Insecta, Diptera, Muscidae.